Magallana angulata is the source of this 1096-nucleotide messenger RNA. RefSeq lists its product as uncharacterized. Bases 10 to 639 code for a protein of 209 amino acids. The transcript is spliced from 4 exons. NCBI's taxonomy places the organism in Eukaryota, Metazoa, Mollusca, Bivalvia, Ostreida, Ostreidae. The record is from RefSeq and is a predicted model, not a curated record.
UCCUGCAUCAUGAUACGAUUUGUUGUGUUUUUACUCGCGAUCAAUAAAUGUUUACAAGUUAACAUAUCGCAUUGCGAUAAAAGCGACGGAACAAGUAUUUGCUGCCCGGGUUUUCAAUAUGACAGCAUAUUAGGGACCUGCGUUCAUUGUCCUAAAGGAUACUUUGGCAUAUCUUGCGAACAUCCUUGUCCAUAUCCACAGUUUGGCGACUUUUGUCAGAAUCAAUGUACAUGCGAGAUUAAUGACUGUAACAACGUUGAAGGAUGUGCUAAACACAUAAGUACGCAUAAAGGAACAAGAUUCCGUAACAUGAAACUACAUACUGACAGUACCACGUCCAUCUUUCUCUCUGGUACUAUAGGCUAUGCCAUUUCUCAAAAACUGACAUCAUCGACUAGUCAAAAGAUCAUUCAAAAAUAUAAUGAUACAAAACUAUCAAGCAGUAGCAUUCAUGUAAACAAUACAACACCGAUUCGACUUUCCGUCAUUGUUCUUGUCUGCUUGAGUGCAAUCAUUAUAAUGCUAUAUUUAGCAUUAUAUGCAAGAGAUCAUACCAACGAUAUCAAGAAACUCGUGUUUUGUAAUUGGAAAACAAACUGUAGAACUUAUAGUUCCAGAAAUGUUAAUUGUAAUGUUUAAAAAGAAUCGCUGUUUUUAUAAAAUAGUAAUGGACUGGAAUCUUACAUAAACAACAAUAAAAUAUAAAGGCAACUGAUCAUUUAACUAUGAUUAACUAACUUAUCAUUACACUGUUUAAUGUUGUAUAUUCAACAUUUUUGUACAUUUAAGUCAUGCCUUAUUUUGAACAUCCAUGUAUACCAUAUUAUCUUAUCUGUACGAUAUCAGUCAUAUAUUUAGAUUAUUUAUUAAUGUACACUGUAUUUUGCAUGUUUUAACUAAUAGAAAAGACUUUGAUAUGUUUCUGGAAACCUUCCAACAAGCGAUACUUUCAUUUAAUUAAAAAUCUUAAUUAAUAAAGGUUCUCAGUCAUUUGUUGUACUUAUAAUAAUCAACAUUCCCUUAGGAACUAGUAAUUUGUAAUCGGAGAGAAACAACAUAAAUUAGAGAUGCAAAAACAUUGUUUUUCAUGUUUAAA